Molecule: messenger RNA, 1201 nt
Organism: Rhagoletis pomonella (apple maggot)
Lineage: Eukaryota; Metazoa; Arthropoda; Insecta; Diptera; Tephritidae
Product: putative nuclease HARBI1
Exons: 2
Coding region: 333-1007 (224 amino acids)
Source: RefSeq, a predicted model, not a curated record
GCACAUAAUUGUCACCGGACAAUUUUAUUACCACCAUACUAGGUGGUAACAACGCGAAAACAGCUGUCGUUUGUUUACGUUUUCAAUAAUAAAAGAGUGCAGAGUGGUUUUAUUUAUUAAAAAAAGAACUUUAAAAACGGGUUUUCAAUAUCAAAAACGUUAAAAUACAUAAUGUCCAGUUCUUUAUUAUUGUUCCUGGUAAUUGAUGAAGAAGAAUAUGAAAAGCCCCUACGCAGGCAAUAAUUGAAAACUUUUCGGGACAGCAGUGAUCCUCUUAAUUUACCUCACAACAUUUUUAAACAACAUUUUCGAAUGCCGAAGAUGCAUGUAAGAUGCUAAUAGAGGAACUAUUUCCAAAGGAUAUGCAGAUAGCGUCCUUGCCGUUUGCUGUGAGAUUUUUUUGCUGCUUCACUUUCUUGGCGAAUGGUUCGUACCAAAAAUGUAUCGCGAACAAUAUCUACGCUCCACUCAGUCAAUCGUCUGCUUCACGGGCAAUUAAAUAUAUAUGCAACCUGAUCGUGAAGCACAAGUCAUCGGAAGUAACAUUUCCUAUCACAAACGAGGAACAAUUGGCUAUAAAAGCUACAUUCUAUACAAAGUUCGGAUUAAAAGGAGGUGUUGGUGCAAUCGACUGCACACAUGUGGCGCUGAUCUGUCCACCGAAGAAUGACACAACAAAACCUUGCAGUCUCUAUAUGAACAGAAAGGGUUACUAUAGUGUUAAUGUUGAAGCAGUAUGUGAUGAUAAACUAAGAUUUUUGGCCAUUAAUGCUAACUUUCCGGGAUCCUGCCAUGACUCAGGCUUAUGGACAACAUCUAAGGUGCGUUCAUUUAUGAGCACUCAAAGAGGGAGUUUGUUGCUUGGUGAUCAGGGAUAUCCAUUACAGCCUUGGCUGAUUACUCCCUUGGCUGAACCAGCGUCUUUGCAAGAGCCCAGAGGUUGUGACUAUAAUAGUAAACACUUGCUUUAUUUUACACAAUAUGAUGGUGAAAUUGUGGCCAAAUGAUGAAGUGGAGUUGGAAGAAGAAGAAAGUUGGGAACUAAAUACAGAAUCCUCGAAUGCAACUAGCAGUCACCUCCAUCGAGAAUGUGAAAGGGUUCGCCGAUAUUUAAUCAACCAUAUAGCGUAGUAUAUUACUUUUUAUUAAGAUAAUAUACAGUAACUCCCACUAUAUGAUAUAGUGAUAGUUUUACAAUUUU